Musca domestica (house fly) is the source of this 2990-nucleotide messenger RNA. RefSeq lists its product as uncharacterized. The record is from RefSeq and is a predicted model, not a curated record. NCBI's taxonomy places the organism in Eukaryota, Metazoa, Arthropoda, Insecta, Diptera, Muscidae. The coding region runs from base 171 to 2711 and encodes 846 amino acids. The transcript has 4 exons.
UUAUUUCUUCAAUUAGUCAAACAUGUAACGUAACGUAAGGCAAACUAAUUCACGUUUUCGUUGUUUAUGCCUCAACAUAAAUAAACAACCAGGCAUGACAGCUUCUUAAAACAGUGUGCUGUUUGGUGGAUUUUUUUAUUUACAAAGUUUUAAAAUAAAAGCUAUAUAGAAUGCCUAAGCGUGCAUUGCGAUUCUACUUGGAUACUCCAAAAAGUUGUCUACAGAGACUAAAUAAAAGGAGGAAAUCAACAAAUCUCGAGAUACAACAAGCCAAGGACAAUGAAUAUGAAGAAGACGCUGAAAUGGGGGAAGAUAAUGCCGGGAACAGGACAAAUCCUCCGGUUGAACUAACAGAUGCUGAAUUCGAGUCAUCACUACGGCAUACAAAGCAAAUGCGGUGCAUUAAAUAUAAUCAAAAUAAUGAAAUAGAAAGAUUAUUGCUACACAAUGGUUCGGGUCUGUUCUAUCACGUGGAUCACGACAACUUCCCGGCGUUCAAUGUGGGCCUUUGGCCACAGGAUGCACCAAAUGAACUAAGUAAUUAUCCGACAUGUGCAUUUUCCAUCCCUCGGCCCAUUUUCAUAGGCGACAUAAUACAGGAAAAUUUAGAUUUAUGCUGUAGAAGACCCAUGACCAGGGAAAAACAUCGUCAGCGUUUAUAUAAAACAAGAAGUACAUAUAAUAAUGCAAUUAAAAAAAAAACCACAAGAUCCGAUGAAAAGAAUGGUAUAUACCACACAUCUGUGUUUGAUAUGGCCGAAAGGCUGCUGAUAGAACCCGAUCCAUAUUUUAAUGCAAGCUAUGAUUAUUACUAUACUGGUGGUAAUUUGUGCGUUAAUUCGGAAAUGGGACACAUUAUACAUGCAGUGGGACCCAAUUUACAAACAAUUGAAAUAAUGAAAUUAUGUAAGACUGAGGACACCGAUGAAAAUAGUUUUUUACAAUCAUUGGAUAAAAUUACAUCGAAAGAAGAUUGUGAAAUAUUUGAAAUACAACCAAUGAAAUCGCCCAAUGCAAACGAUCAAAAUUGCUUUAUUACCCGUCAACGAAAUUCAAUUGCAAUCAAUACACUGACUGAAAGAAACAAACUAAGAAUUUUAACACAAUUUCGUACAAAAUCUACACCAUUUAUAAGUUUUACACAAUCGGAUCGUGACUGCAAUAAACUUCUGUUAACAACAAUGAAACAACAUGUACGUCUGUACGAUAUCGGAGCCAGCGAGCCUAUACUAAGCGAUUUGUUUAAAAUUGAAUCGAAUGGUUUCAAUCCAUCGUGGAAUUCUAUAAAACCUUGGCGUGAGAAUACAUUUCUGUAUGCUAACGAGUAUAAAUUUUGUCUCAUCGAUAUACGCACCAAACCAGAACAAUGGAUGGCAGCGGCCACAAGUGUCAUCGAACACAAUGCCUUAUGUGAUCACAUAACCGCCAUUAAGCCAAGUGAUUUCAAUAAUCUCUUUUAUGUGGCUACAAAUCAUAAAUUGCAUUGUAUGGAUAUACGUUAUAUGAAAGAAUUUUCAUUUGAUGAACCUGAGGGGGUUAUAUGUCGUUGGUCUCACCAGCUACAGUAUUCCCCAUUGUUGAUAGAUACAUAUAGAGUGCGUAAUCAUGAAUAUAUAGCAUUGUCUUCUCCCAUUGCCGGUGAUCUACAUAUAUGCCAGUUGUCUAGAAAGAAGAACGUAGAAAAAAUGGCAGUAACAACAUCACAACGUGUUCCCAAACAUCUUUUCAGUUCUCCGUGUUUGCCCUACCAACCUCCCAGUUUACUUGAAGCAUACGAAGUUGCACGACUUGAGGGUCAUUGCUUGCAGCCAGAAGCAAACUUAAAAAAUAGGUUAAUGUCAUGCACCACAGGCAUGAGUUUUUGUCAUCCUCUUCUGGAAGGAAACGAGGCUCCUUUAGGUACGCUGUUAACGUCAAACUCUUUGGGUGACAUUUUUCUUCGUACAUUAACCAAACGAGAAGAUGAUCAACAACCUGAUGUAAGGGGAAAUGAAAACAGCAACGAGAUGUUAGCCGAAUAUGCAAAAAAACUUGUAGAACAAAAGCGUGUCUUGAACUACACUGAAAUAAAGAAUAUGAAAGGUAUGCGCAAGAUUUUCCUUUGCAAGUAUCUAAACAGUGACGUCAAACAAGAUAUGGAGGCUAUGGACGACAGCUUUAGUGAAAACGAGCAACCCGCACAAGAAAUUCCAGCUCGAACAACGCCAGUCAAAAAGAAAAGAAAACGUCUUCAUUUGGGUCGUUGGCAGAAAUCAUUUAGAGCUUUACAUUCCUACAAAGAUGCAUUGGUUCCAGAUCUCCUGUCAAUAUGGGAUAUUGACAUGGAAGACGAAAAAGAUGAUGUAAACUUGGGCAAUUUACAGUCCAACCUUCUUGUUAAGCCAGAUCCAGAUAAGAAAGUUCAAUGUUGGCUUGAAACUAAUCACAAUACGAGCACUGCCAUGGUUGUUAUACCAAGAACUAACGCAUCAAUACCUGGACAUGAUGUCUCAAACAUAACUGCAGAAGCGGAAAAUAGUUUGCUUUUCAAUCAAACUCAAGACACAAUAGAUUUUGAUAAUGUUAUUCAAUCGACACAAAUUGCAGAUGUAAAUAUUACUCAAACAAUCAAUACGUCUAACAUUGAAGAACUUCCUCUUAAUACAACAACAAAUUCAUUGGAUCGAUCGAAAACGAAAAAGAAAGCUAAGAAAUAUGUUAAAGGUUUCUAGUGUCUAGAACAGUACAAAAAAAGAUUUAUUUUAAUGUCUUUUAAUUUAAUAUUUUAAAUCAAAUUGAAAUUAAUAUGUAUAACAAUAUAGUUUAUAUAUAUGUGUUUAUAUAUACAAACUAUUUGUAAUAUAUUCAUCACUGUUAUAUAUAUUUUUGUUUUAACUAGAUUUAAACCUUAGCUUUAUUAAGCAGAUAAGUAAAUAUUCUUUAAACAUUUAUUUAAGAUUUAAAUGUGCAAAGAAACAAUGAGGGAAACAUCUGAAACUAACGUGAAACUA